GAAUGUGUCAGGUGCUGUAGCCAAGGCUGAGGACCAUGGUUUGAAGCCAGCCUGGGCAAAAAGUCCUUGGGAUCUCAUCUCAAUAAGUAAGCUGGGUGUGACGGUGGGCGUCUGGAUUCCAGGUAUGUGUGAAGCCCUAGGUGAAGGGUCUCGAUGUGAGGCCAGCUUCAGACCCAGUCUGAAAAAUAACCAAAGUGAAAAAGGGCUAAAGGCCGGCCGCCUGCGUGAAGCCUGAGGCCCCGAGUUCAAACCCAGUACCUUAAAAAAGGAAAGGAAGGAAGAGGACUUUGUGGAAUGCUGUGGACACUGGAGCACCCGGCCGCAGCCGCGCGGAUUCACAGAUGGAUUCGCUGGAAAAGACGACACACAGAAGUGAGCAGAAGUCAAGAAAGUUCUUGAAAAGCCUCAUCCGGAAGCAGCCCCAGGAGCUGCUCCUGGUCAUCGGGACGGGCGUCAGCGCCGCCGUGGCCCCCGGCAUCCCCGCGCUCUGCUCCUGGAGGGGCUGCAUCGAGGCCGUCAUCGAGGCUGCCGAGCAGCUGGAGGUGCUGCACCCUGGGGACGUGGCCGAGUUCCGCCGGAAGGUGAUGAAGGACCGGGACCUGCUGGUCGUGGCCCACGACCUCAUCCGAAAGAUGUCGCCUCGCACAGGGGACGCCAAGCCCAACUUCUUCCAAGACUGCCUGAUGGAGGUGUUCGACAGCCUGGAGCAGCACAUGCAGCACCCCGCGGUGCUGCAGUCCAUCCUCAGCCUGAUGGACAGGGGCACCAUGGUGCUGACUACCAACUACGACAACCUGCUGGAGAUCUUCGGGCAGCAGCAGAACAAACCCAUGGAGUCGCUGGACUUGAAGGACAAGUCAAAGGUUCUUCAGUGGGCAAGAGGCCACAUCAAGUACGGGGUUCUGCACAUCCACGGCCUCUACACGGACCCCUGCGGCAUGGUCCUGGAUCCCUCGGGGUACAAAGACGUCACGCAGGACCCGGAAGUCAUGGAGGUCCUGCAGGGCUUGUACCGCACCAAGUCCUUCCUCUUCGUGGGCUGCGGCGAGACGCUGCGCGACCAGAUAUUCCAGGCGCUCUUCCUCUACUCGGUGCCAAAUAAGGCGGACCUGGAGCACUUCAUGCUGGCGCUCAAGGAGCACGAGGACCACUUCUUCAAGCACCAGGCCGACAUGCUUUUGCACGGGAUUAAAGUAGUGUCGUAUGGGGACCAUUUUGACCACUUCCCAGGAUACGUGCAGGAACUGGCCGCCCAGCUCUGCAAACAGCGGAGUCCUGAUGCUGAGCGAGUGGACAGCACUACAUUGCUAGGUAAUGCGUGUCAGGACUGUGCAAAGAGGAAGAUGGGAACGAAUGGAAUGGAAGUUUCAAAAAAACCCAGAUCGUCAGAUCCUGAUGAUGCUGGAGGGUCUUGAAAUCUUUAAAACCAUGAAGAGCCUGCAACGUGAAGCUGCCUUCUGCAACCACAGUGCCGAAUUCCCGCCGCCGUGGCUCUCACCUUCACCCCAGCACUCACCGUGGGGCCCGCAGUGCUGCACGGUGGCUGUUUGCCAGCGGCUCUGGAGGUGACACACGUCAGGCACACCGCGGGGACUGAUGGGUCAGCUACCUCAGGGACCAACUCAGCAGGAGGGGACGCACCUGUGGUCCCCAUUGCUCCCCCGUGUGCUCCCCCGUGCUGGGGUGGCGUUUCCCUUGUAUAGGGAGAGAGUGAGGCCUGGCCAAGCCAAGACAGAGCUGGACCUUUAACUACCUGUCAAAGUGUGAAGUCCGGGCAGUCAGAGGCCUUUUCAAAGUGGAUUUGGUGUGCCAGGCCAUAAUGACUGACGGUGAGGGGGGCACAAGUGGGGCACGAGACCAGAUCUCACUACUGGGGGGAGGGCCCGGCCUUUCUGUCCUCUUACAGCGCUGCCCCACCCCUCCGCUGGUGGCUCGCAUGGAGAGGUCUGUAGGGACCUGGCACACAGUAAACUUUUUCAGGGCUGACCCGUGUGCAGCAGCCAGGCUGGGUGCUCUGUGCCUGGGGCUGCUUUGAUUGUGACAGUGGCAUCCUGGUGGCAGAGCCGUCUGGAAACAAGCCUUGCAGGUUGUAAGUUGUGGUUGCGGCCUUUGAUGACAUUUGCCAAGCCUGUGACAUGCUCAUAGCUGGAGGAAAGUUAAGAACAGGAACAUAAGUUUGGGGCAUACAGGGAAUGGGAGAAGCCAGGGCCGUGUUGAUCCUCCUACUCCUACUACGCAUGGAAAACAAAUCUUUUUUGUCACUCCGGUUAUAAAUAAAAUUUUAAUGUUAA
Molecule: messenger RNA, 2291 nt
Organism: Dipodomys spectabilis (banner-tailed kangaroo rat)
Lineage: Eukaryota; Metazoa; Chordata; Mammalia; Rodentia; Heteromyidae
Gene: Siral2
Product: family with sequence similarity 118 member A
Exons: 9
Coding region: 342-1415 (357 amino acids)
Source: RefSeq, a predicted model, not a curated record